CCUGCAGCAUCACAGCAGCAGAAACCGUCAGUGCGUCUUUACGCGCAUUUGCACGUGGGGCAGCAGCGGUCACUUGAUUGGGAUCAGACGAUAAAUAAUAUUCUGUGGGCUUGCACACACCAUGUCAGCUGUUCCACACAGACUGAAGGUUUACAGGGUGGAAGUAUUUGUAUUAAAACUUUUCUGGAUGAAUCCUGAGCUCCAUCAGAGAGCUACAAGGUGAACUUCAGAUCAAAAUUCCUCACGCCCAGGCGCGUGCGUGCAUCUUUAAAACCAUGGAAACGCUCCGAACGCAUAUAAAAGGUCCGCAGACCUUCGAUCGGCCAUUUUUGCACCUGGACUUUGUCUAGACCUCUUGCAAAUUGAACUGAAAGCAUCUCGAAAGCAAUCUUCCUGAAGACAGACCUCACUGGAUCGCCAAGACCAAGAGAAGAAGAAGAAGAACUCACCGGAGAAAGCACCUUUGGACAGAACACCUGCAGUUUGCGUUCAGGUAAGAAAAUUCAUUUCAUGCUUUUCCAGCGUCUCACUAAUCCUCCGAUCUCUGUGAACAUUUUGAAAGCGGUUUCAGUGCAAAAAAUGAGAAUAGUUUGUUGAAUUUAAUGUUUGUUAAGUAACAGAAUUUCGAGGGCCUGUCUGUAAAAACACAGUGUUGCUGACAUUUCUAAGUGAGCCCAAACUUUUGAACAGUAGUGUACAUUUUGUCCACAUUUGACGUUGAAAGUUUUGGGGAAAAUGGCAACGACUGGACUAUUUUUCAUAAAAUGUUGAAAAUAUGAUCUGUUCUGACCCCUGAAGGUCCUCAGAAGCUCUUUCCUAACUUUCUGAUGUAAAUUUUAUUUUCAUGUGAUGUGGUUAAUUGGUUUGUUUGUGCUGAGACCAGUAAUAUGAUUGGCAAAAACUCUGAAUACUGUCCACAUCAGACAGCUGUAUUUUUAUACAGGAUUGUUUGUGUUUCAGAUAAUUUUUUAUGUAUUUUAAGGUUUAAGACAUGUUAAAUGAUUUCUGUAUAUUUUAGGGUUAAAAGUUUUAGAUAAAGAUGGCGACUGGGCCAUUUUUCACAAAAUAACAGAAAUGUGUAUUUUUGGUAACCAUGGAGAUGAUGAAAGUAUUACAGCUUUUAUGCACGACAUUUAAAUUUCAAGAACAAAAACAAUUGUUGCUUUUUAGAUAUUUGCUGGUAUUUGAAAGAAAAAUGAUGCAUAUUAAGGAUACAAAUGCAUACUAUUAAAGUGCAGAUUUUACAGUUUUUAGUAAUUUACAAAGAAUAAAUAAAAUAUGAAUAAAAUUUAAAAAAAAUAAAAUCCGGUAGGAUAUCUGUUUAGACUUCGACAGUAGGGAAAAAUGUAAAUAAUGUCUGUCACAAAUCUGUAUUUUUUACUAAUAAUAAACUGUUCUUUUAUAGUGUGUAGCUGUAAAAUUACUUUGUUUACAGAAAACUCUGAAUACUGUCCACAUCAAACAUUUGUAUUUUUAUGCAGGAUUGUUUCUGUUUUAGAUCAUUUUUUAGUGUAUUUUAAGGUUUAAAACAUAUUAAAUAAUUUCUGUAUAUUUUAGGGUUAAAGAUUUUAGAUAAAGAUGGCGGCCGGGCCAAUUUUUUUUUUUUUUUUUUUUUUUAAUAAAAUAACUGAAAUGUGUAUUUCUGGUAACCAUGGAGAUGAUGGAAGUAUUAGUAGAAGCGUUGGGGUGGACGUCAUGACGUCAGAACGUGCAGGUGUAAACAAAGCAGCUGAGUUGACCAGGUUGAAACUGUUGUCGGAGCAUCAGGUCCUUUUCAGUUCAGAGCUGAUCCUGUGUCUGAACUGACCUGAAGUCAGUGUCUGACUGUCAGCGGGCAAACAGCUGUAGUGUUGGAUCUGUCAUUUGUCAUCAUUUAGGAGCCUUAAACUUCACGUUGUUAGUUGAUCACUCUGAAAUGUGUUUUCUCUCCGAGUGAAGCUGUUUUUCUGUUUUCGUACCGAAAUGUGAGAGUGACUGAAUGAUUUCCAGUUUCUAACCUGGACAAUGACAAGAGACUGUCACAGAAGCGCCCACGUUUGUGUGCUUAUUUUGGAGACGUUCUGUUGCUGGUUCCGCAUGACUUGGUCAAGGUGCCCGAGGUUCAGUUUGCGUAAUUACGCACGCGGUGUUGUGCGCUGCAGCUGGUUGGCUGGAUGAGUAUUUUCUAGCGGUGAUGGAGGCUGUGGCAGCAUCUUGUAAACACAGUACACACAGUAUCAUGGAAGAUGAAGAAAUCAGUGAAAGUGUUCAGACCCUCUUUGCAAACUGUCACAUUAAAAAUUCAUUUAAAUACGAUGUGGUUAUUUGGUUUGAUGGUGAGACACCAGUGAAAUGAUUUUAUUAACGUGUGUUUCUGUGUGGACGCAUCACUGCUGCAUGUGACUGGAUCUGAAUCUGUUCUGUGUAUUUAGUAUUUACUGGUUGAGGCAGAAGCACUAUGAGACAUGAACUUUUUCUAGCUGCAUUUUUUUGAACAAUUUACAGAUUGUCUGUAUUUUGGUAAAUAACAUAAUUACUAAAAAAGUAUAAAUUUUCAUGUUGAAUGAUUCAGGCAAAAGCUUUGAAUAAGUAAGUAAGUAAGUAAAUAAGUUUUACAGGAUAUUUAAAUUUCAAGAACAAAAACAAUUGUUGCUUUGUAGACAUUUGUUGGUAUUUGAAAGAAAAAAUGAUGCAUAUUAAGGAUACAAAUGGUAUACUAUUAAAAUGCAGAUUUGACAGUUUUUAGUAAUUUACAAAGAAUAAGUAGUAAAUUCAUGUGUCUGUUUAGACUUUGACUGUAGGGAAAAAGUGUAAAUAAUGUCUGUCACAAAUCUGUAUUUUUACUAAUAAUAAAUUGUUCUUUUAUAGUGUGUAACUGUAAAAUUACACUGUAAAUUUGCUAAAAUAUAAUUAUUUGAAGGUGCUCAGACCCUCUUUUUAAAAUGUCACAUUUAAAGUUCAUUUUAAUACGAUGUAGUUAUUUGGGUUGCUGGUGGAGACACCAGUGAAAUGAUUUUAUUAACGUGUUUCUGUGUAGAUGCAUCACUGCUGCAUGUGACUGGAUCUGAAUCUGUUCUGUGUAUUUAGUAUUACAGUGGUUGAGGCGGGGGCACUGUGAGAAAUUAGCGUUUUGAACAGUUGUAACUUUUUGAAUAAUUACUGUUAUUAUAUCAUUAAAGCUCAGCAUUUCUAAAUGUAAGUGUAUACACUGGCACAAUAAUGGUUAAAUUAAAAAAAACUUUAAAUAACUGGUAAAUAAAAUCCACAUCAAAAAUCUGUAUUUUUAUGAAUGGUAAUUUGUUCGUUGACAUCAUUUUACCUCAAAAUUACACUAUUUUCAUUGUAUUUAUUUAUUUAUUUAUAUUACUCCUCCUUUCCCCCCUCCAACGUUGCCCGCCACCCAACCCACAUCUCUCCUCCCUCCUCAUCCUCAUCCUCAUCCUCCCGGUCCAAAUGUUGCUCCUCCUAUCCCCCCUCCAGCGUUGCCCGCCUCCCAACUGCCAUCUCUCCUCUCUCCUCAUCCUCCUGCUCCUCCUCAUGUUGCUCCUCCUUUCCCCCCUCCAACAUUGCCCACCACCUAACCUCCAUCUCUCCUCAUCCUCUUCCUCCCGGUCCUCAGGUUGCUCCUCCUUUCCCCCCUCCAACGUUGCCCGCCAACCAACCCCCAUCUCUCCUCAUCCUCCUCCUUUCGCACCUCCUCAGGUUGCUCCUCCUUUUCCCCUCCAACAUUGCCCACAACCCAACCCCCAUCUGUCCUCUCCUCAUCCUCAUCCUCUUCCUCCGACUCCUCAUGUUGCUCCUCCUUCCCCCCCCCAACGUUGCUCGCCACCCAUCAUCCCGCUUCUCCUCAUGUUGCUCCUCCAUUUCUCCCUGUAAUGUUGCCCGCCAACCAACCCCCAUCUCUCCUCAUCCUCUUUCUCCCGAUCCUCAUGUUGCUCCUCUUUUUCCCCUCCAACAUUGCCCACAACCCAACCCCCAUGUCUCCUUUCUCCUCUACCUCCCGCUCCUCCUCAUGUUGCUCCUCCUUUCCCACUUCCAGCAUUGCCCGCCACCCAAACCGUAUCUCUCCUCAUCCUCUUCCUCCCGGUCCUCAUGUUGCUCCUCCUUUCCCCCCUGCAGCGUUGCUCGUCACCCAUCCUCCUGCUCCUCCUCAUGUUGCUCCUCCUUUCCCCCCUCCAACAUUGCUCGCCACCCAACCCAUAUCUCUCCUCUCUCCUCAUCCUCUUCCUCCCGGUCCUCAUGUUGCUCCUCCUUUCCCCCCUCCAUCAUUGGUCGCCACCCAUCAUCCUGCUCCUCCUCAUGUUGCUCCUCCUUUCCCUUCUCCAAUGUUGCCCGCGACCCAACCCCCAUCCAUUUGGGGGAGUGGUGGUUGGGGGCAGUGGUGGCACAACAGUUAAGUCUCUGGACUACUGAUCAGAAGGUCAGAGGUUCAAGCCCCGAUGUGGCCACUGUUGGGCCCUUGAGCAAGGCCCUCAACCCUUCCUGCUCCAGGGGUGCUGUACCACGGCUGACCCGUCGCUCUGACUCUCCCAAUUGGGGAGAGAUGCGAAAAUCAUAAUUUCCCCUCGUGGGAUUAAUAAGGGAUAAAAAUAAAAAAUUAAAAAAAAAAAUCUCUCCUCUCGCCUCAUCCUCCCACUCCUCCUCAUGUUGCUCCUCCUUUUCCCCCUUCGGCGUUGCCCGUCUUUAUUCAUUGUAUAUAGUUCGUUUGUACACUGGGAUUUUUGUUGGAUGUGAUAGCAUCAAAUUUUAUUUGAAUGAAUCUGUUGUUAUUAUGUCUGGUCGAUCUAUUCCAACUGUAUUUGAAUCAAUUCAAUUUGACUGCAUAUUUUUGUGGCCUUGUAAUGGACUGGCGAGCUAUCCAGGGUGUCUCUGCCUUCGCCCUGAGUCGACUGGGAUAGGCUCCAGCCCCAGCGUGACUCUACAGAGGAUCAAGCCGAGUGCAGAUAAUGGAUGGAUGGAUGAAUGGAUGUAUGGAUGGAUGUAUGGAUGUAUGUAUGUAUGGAUGUAUGUAUGUAUGUAUGGAUGAAGACAAGGAACCAAGCCCAUCAGAGAUGAUCCUAGAGAUGACAACCAGCCUGCAAUGUGACAACAGGGCAACUUUGUCAGGAGCAGAAUGCACUGCUGCUUCCUGGACACCAAAUGAUUUCAACAAGGAUGGAACAUUGAGGAGAAAUAUUAGUCAUUUCGAAGGAAAGAUGAUGGGAAACAUGUCCAGGACCAGUGCAUGAGACAUGAGACCACUCAACUAAUACAAGGUUUCUCUGGAUCUGGAGCUACAUGUUUAGAUCUGCUGUUACUGGCUUCACUGACCUGCAAAGAGUUCAUGUUCUCUCCCUCCUCUGUACCCUCAUUCCAAAUGGAGUUUUUUUUUCAACUUCCCAGCAAUGGGAAGUUUUUUUCCUCCAUAAUGCUACUAAAUGCUUGAUAUGAUCAAACAGUAAUGAGAGUCUUACAUAAAAAGUCACAAAAAAAGACCUGUAUCUGUUUGUUUAGAAGUUUGACAUUAUAGACCCUUUCUGUAAUGUUAGAUUUUAAAGAAGCUUAUUCUAUGAUUAGAAAAUCAUGUUAGUCUCAAAAAAAUCUGUUUUCAAACCACUGGUUUCUCAUAAACACCUGUGACUCCUUCUUCAAACACACUAGAUAAUGACAUAAUAAAAUGAAAAUAAUAUAGCAACUCAAAUCACAAAUAGAAAAUAUGAAGUAAAAUACAUCCAAAUCAGAGACACAUCACCCACAACUACAUGUCACCUCUUGAAUGUUGUUUUUAAGUGAAGUCCAGAAGUUUAACAGGUGCAGCAGCUUCUGACCUCUGUGGACUGAGCUGAAAUCGGUUCCAGGGCUACAAAAAUUGGAUAAUUUUAAAGUACUGAUGGUUUCCUCCUGUUACUCUCUGCUCUAUCUGCUUCAUUUUGGAUUCUAAAUAAUCCCAUGGACUUUAAUAUGUUGCUAUGGUAAAUACACAUUUGCUACUUGAUGGUUAUGAGCAGGGUGGACAUUUUAUAAAAAUGGCUGCAAACAUUCUGCAGGGUUAUUCAUUAUUGUUGCACAAGUCCAUGAAAGUCAUUCACAACUGAAAUUAUUUCUGAGGGAUGUUUUUAAUACUAUCAGUUUUGUCUAAACUUAAAGCUAACAUUUCGAUGAUAUUUUGAUGCGAGGGAUUCAUCUAAUAAUUUUGGUCAUUCCACCAGGUGAAUAUUGUGUGUAAUUUAAGCUAAAAUCUCUGCAUCAAUUGAUUGAAAAUUAAAAUCAAAUUGACAUAACUUCAUGAAAUUAGCUUGCCAACUACACUGUAAACCCAAAUAGCACAACUACAAAAACAACAUAAACAGUACUGGUGUAGUAAUUAACACCACAUAUUUAGUUAACUAUAAAUUUGUGAGUCUUUCUACCUAGUAAUGAUGUUUUCAUUUUAUUUGGGUACAUGUUUUUGAGUAAAUAUUGUCCACAACCUCAUGAUUUAUGACUAAAUCAUAGAUUCUGUAAUAAUAAUUAGUCCACUAUUUACCUUUACUCCAGUCUGGAGUAAAGGUAAACAGAACAGGUUGAGGUAAAAUGAGC
Messenger RNA from Amphiprion ocellaris (clown anemonefish), 6537 nucleotides. RefSeq lists its product as uncharacterized. The transcript has 3 exons. The record is from RefSeq and is a predicted model, not a curated record. Bases 3269 to 4537 code for a protein of 422 amino acids. NCBI's taxonomy places the organism in Eukaryota, Metazoa, Chordata, Actinopteri, Pomacentridae.